Candida tropicalis MYA-3404 is the source of this 1305-nucleotide messenger RNA. RefSeq names its product RNA-dependent ATPase (gene CHR1). The record is from RefSeq and is a predicted model, not a curated record. Gene Ontology annotation, molecular function: RNA helicase activity; nucleic acid binding; ATP binding. NCBI's taxonomy places the organism in Eukaryota, Fungi, Ascomycota, Pichiomycetes, Serinales, Debaryomycetaceae. The coding region runs from base 1 to 1305 and encodes 434 amino acids. The transcript has a single exon.
AUGGAUAUUUUUAGAGUAUUAAGUAGAGGAGCUUCAUUGAAUAAGAAGAGAGGUAUUACUACCGAUUAUGCUUUACCUUCAGAACAACAAACUAAAAAACAAAAACAUAAACAGGAAUCAUUAUUACAUCAAGUAGAAAAAGAAACUGAUUUCUUUCGUACAAAGAAGCACAGUGCCAUUCCUACAAAAUCAAGCACCGACCAUCCAGAUGAUGAGACAGAAGAAGAACAAGAAGAAGAACAAGAAGGAGGAUUAAAAGGAUUUGAUAAAUUUGUUACUGAUAAAACAUUACUUUCAAAUUUAACUAAUCUUGGAUUUACAGAACCUACAAAUAUUCAAUUAGAAUCAAUUCCAGUUGCAUUAAAAGGAAAAGAUGUUAUUGUAUCAGCACCUACAGGUAGUGGUAAGACACUUGCAUAUGGUAUUCCUAUGAUUCAAAGAAUUAUUGAUUCAAAAGGUAAAGGAUUAAUUAUUGCCCCAACUAAUGAAUUAGCAAAUCAAAUUUAUAAUACUUUGGGACAAUUAACAGAAUCUAUUAAAAAAGUAGAAGUUCUUCUACUUACUAAAAAAAGUGCUAAAAAUCUUAGUAAACGUACUAAAUUUGAUAUUUUAAUUUCUGCUCCAAAAAGAUUAAUUGAUGUUGUUGAUAAAGAAAAAGUUGAUUUAUCAACUAUUAAUCAAUUAGUAUUAGAUGAAGCUGAUAAAUUAUUUGAAGGAGAUUUUGCAUAUCAAACUGAUGAAAUUACAUCUCAUUUAUCUUCUAAUCCAAGUGUUGCAUUAUAUAGUGCUACUAUUCCAAGUGAAAUUCCAAUUGAUUUACAAGAUCCAAUUAAAAUUAAAGUUGAUGAUUCUUCAAAUGUUGAACAAAGUUUGGUAUUUACUAAUGAAUCAGGUAAAGUCUUAGGUAUUCGUCAAUUAGUACAAACUUCUCAAUUACAUCCUCCAGUAUUAAUUUUCCUUCAAUCAACAAUUAGAGCUAAAGCAUUACAUAGAGAAUUGUUGUAUGAUGGAUUAAAAGUUGAUUUAAUUCAUGGUGGAUUAACUAAUCAAGCAAGACAAGAAGCUAUACAAAGAUUAUUAAAUGGUGAUACAUUUAUACUUAUAACCACUGAUGUUAUUGCUAGAGGUGUGGAUUUCAAAGGUAUUAAUUUGGUGAUAAAUUUCGAUGUUCCUCCAAAUCUUAAAACUUAUAUUCAUAGAAUUGGUAGAACUGGUAGAGCUGGAAGAAAAGGUAAAGCUGUUACAUUUUUCACUAAAGAUGACGAUGUUUCUGCAAUUAAGAAAUACAUAGGUGAAAAGAACUAA